AUGAAGAAGGGUGCAGCCCAAUACGAGGUGCCUAUGACCCGGUUCGGGGGUAUGCUGCAGCUGGAGGAUCUUCGGCGUCACGGAGAGUCGGAUGGGCACAUUCGGAGCUUGGAGAAGCUGGGACAGCCAGCUGCAUCGCCCGGGGGGAGCGAGGAGGACAAGGCAGUGCCGACACCAGCGCAAGUGCGCCUGGCGCUUGAAGUCCUGCGGAUGCCUAGCAGCGCGCAGGGUAGGUCCUACGAAGCUCGGUGCGAACUGGCGGGGCGAGCCGAUUGCAGGAACUUUCCUGCGGGUCGCUCCUGCGCGACCGAGCACGCGCGAAUCAUCAGGACAGUUGCAGAGGUGCUGUGGGACGAGGACCGCAGGCUGGCCGCGAAGUGCAAGUCCGCUGGCUGGGCCGAGGACGUCAGCAAAGAUUCCUUGUGUGUGAAGAUGAGACUUGUGGACCACAAGUACCAGGUUCAUCACCGCAUGUUGGCGCUCUCAAAGUGCCACGGCGUCAAGGCAGGCAUGUCAAUAGUAAUGUUGCUUGCGCAGAACACGUGCAAUACCGUGCCCUCGCUCGGAAAAGUGGAGCACAUGGGGAGAGUUUUGCAGAAGUUCAGCCCGGACAACCAUGAGUCCUUCGCAAAGCUCUUCCAGGACCGAAGUCCAGGGUCUCCUGCAGUUCUGUGGGCCAUGCGCGCACCUUUGCAGGUGUACACUGUGGAUGGCGAAAAAGCUGAGGGACUGGCUGGGCGCUUUGCUGCCGCCACAGGCUCAGAUGGAAGCGGUUCACCGCCAGCAGCGUGUACCAGCCUCGCAGCCAAGGCCAAGGGUGUGUUGCCUUCCUUGAAGCUGUCCACAAGAUGCCGGCUGCACUCGGCGCAGCGAAGCUUGGAAAACUCCCUGAAGAGCGACGGGAACAUCAAAAUCCUGCUAGAUGAGUUCGUUAUGCGUUUGUCGUCACAAAACAGCAAGGACCCGGGCGGUUUCUGCAGGGCCAUUGGCAACUCUCACAAGUUGUUAGCACAGUUCAGCGAGAAGGUGCAAUCCCAGCUUGAUUGUGUUCUGGGUCCGCAGAUGAGCGCUCAUUACGUACUGACGCCCAGCAACAUUCGGCUGCUUGCACUGACGACGGAGUGGCUCAGCUUGGUGUCUCCAUUCGUUCAUGAGUACGACAGGGGCGCCGCAAAGUCAGAGUCCGCGCCGACCUCUUCCACAGCUCGCAUAUCCAACUGCUCCAGGUUGUGCGAGAAUCUGAAGCAGGACGCUGUAGACUCACUUGUGCGGAUGCUGCGUUCCAAUGAAUUACUGCUUGGGUUCACACAGGAUCUCAAUCGCACCUUUGCCUUCAAGUCCUUGGACGGCUCCACCGCCCAACGGCCUCUGGUUCUCAAUAGCAAUUACACGUCCGGGUACCUUCAGAUAGCCGAGCAGCAGAUGAAAGCUUUGAGCAUCUUAGCCUACAAUGAUAAGAAAACUUCUUGCUGUGAGAACGCUUGGGCGUCUGCAAUUCGCAUGAUAAUAAGCUGCCCAAGGCAGCAGCUCGGACAUUGCCGUGUACCAGGAUGGUCGCCUAUUGUUUCACUCUGA
Molecule: messenger RNA, 1575 nt
Organism: Symbiodinium natans
Lineage: Eukaryota; Dinophyceae; Suessiales; Symbiodiniaceae
Source: the annotation of a GenBank genome assembly